This is a messenger RNA of Magallana angulata, 4721 nucleotides long. Its product is annotated as beta-glucuronidase-like. Gene Ontology annotation, molecular function: beta-glucuronidase activity; carbohydrate binding. The coding region runs from base 36 to 1982 and encodes 648 amino acids. Gene Ontology annotation, biological process: glucuronoside catabolic process; carbohydrate metabolic process. The transcript is spliced from 12 exons. The record is from RefSeq and is a predicted model, not a curated record. Lineage: Eukaryota; Metazoa; Mollusca; Bivalvia; Ostreida; Ostreidae.
UGAUUCUUGUCAUGUGACUUAAAAUUAUUUUCAAAAUGGCUGCGCCCAUAGGCUUCUUGUUUGUAUUAUGCUUACAAAUAGUGUUAGUGUUUUCGGGGAUGUUGUAUCCAAGGAAUUCGAUGUCUCGCACAGUUUUUCAGAAUAUAGACGGCAUGUGGAACUUUAGAAUCGAUGCAUCAGAGAGUCGAUUCCAGGGAUUCAGUGAAAAAUGGUACACAAGACCCCUUAAACAGAGUGGGCCAGUUAUUCCUAUGCCAGUCCCAGCCAGCUACAAUGACAUCACCCAGAGCAAAGAGCUGAGGGACUUUGUGGGAUGGGCGUGGUACGACAACGAAUUCUACGUCCCUCCAGAGCUUACAACAAAAAGAGUAGUGCUACGCAUCGACAGUGCUCAUUACAAUACCAUAGUUUGGGUGAAUGGACAAGAGGUGAUGCAACAUUUUGGGGGGCACCUGCCGUUUGAGGUGGAGUUGACCAAGUAUGAUGUACAAGGUCCAAAUAGAGUGACUGUAGCCAUAAAUAACACCCUGACCCCCACAACACUACCCCCGGGGACAAUAGAAUACAAAAAUGACCCCCUUAAGUACCCAAAAGGAUAUUUUGUCCAAAAUCUUCAGAUGGAUUUUUUCAAUUAUGCAGGAAUUCACAGAUCAGUUAAAGUAUAUACCACCCCAAAAGUUUAUAUUGAUGACAUCACCAUAGUUACUGGAAUUCAGGGAACCAAUGGCGUGGUGAGUUAUACAGUGAAGUCGACUCCAGCCUCCUCGGCCCAGUCUGUCCAUGUGGUCAUCUUGGAUAGGGAGGGGAGAUCCGUGGGAGAAAGCGGACAGAGUCAGGGGCAGAUAACUGUUCACAAUGCCAAUCUAUGGUGGCCCUACUCGAUGGUUACUUCAGCCAAUGAGACUGCUUACCUCUACACGUUCAAGGUGACCUUGACCUCAAACUCGGGGGUGACUGACCAAUACAGUCUACCAUUUGGAAUCCGCACUGUGUCAGCCACUAGCACUCAGCUACUUCUAAACAAUAAACCGUUCUACUGCCACGGAGUGGCCAAGCAUGAGGACGCAGAUAUCAGAGGUAAAGGGCUGGACUUCCCUCUGAUAGCCAAGGACUUUAACCUGCUGAGAUGGCUGGGGGCCAACUGUAUCCGGACCUCUCAUUAUCCGUACGCGGAGGAAAUCAUGGACCAAGCGGACCAGCAGGGAGUGGUGGUGAUUGAUGAAAGCCCCGGGGUGGGGAUCCAUAAAGGAAAUUUCGGGAACGAGUCUCUUUCGCACCACCUGCAGGUCAUGGAGGAGAUGAUCCAGCGGGACAAGAAUCGGCCGGCGGUCAUCAUGUGGUCCAUGGCCAACGAACCCCAGUCUGGACUCCCUGAGGCAGAGUUUUAUUUCAAAACGAUAUCUCAGUUUGUCAAGAAGAUGGACCCCACUCGACUCGUCACGUUCGUGGCUAAUGCUGACUACCAGGAAGAGAAGGCUGCCCAGUACAAUGACAUUCUGUGUAUCAACCGGUACUUUGCGUGGUACUCUGACUGUUCCCACACAGAGCUCAUCAACCUACAACUGACCAAUGACCUGCAAGCCUUCCACAGCAAAUACAGAAAACCAGUUAUUGUCACAGAGUAUGGGGCAGACACCAUUCCGGGACUUCACCAGGAUCCAUCUUUCGUGUUUACAGAGGAAUUUCAGGUGGAGUUUCUUACGGAAUAUCACAAGGUUUUUGACAGAUUGAAGAAAGAGUUCUUGGUUGGUGAGAUGGUGUGGAACUUUGCUGACUUCAUGACACUGCAACAGAUAACCCGUGUUGUCGGAAACAAGAAGGGUUUAUUUACUCGGCAAAGACAGCCCAAGAUGUCUGCUCACGUGAUGAGGUCACGCUAUCACGGUCUGAUGCACUCCAACGCCACCCAACAUAGCUACGCCCAGGGGCACGCAACAGUCAGUUCAAAGUUCACCCCACCAGUUGUAUUUCCUGUCGGGUGAACUGAAGCAAUUGCUGCUAUUGCCUAUUGUGUAUAACAGAGAAAGUAUUUUAUGAUUUGGGGGUUUGGUAGUGAUGUCAAAUCACGUGCGCAACAUUGCUGUUGUCUUAAGGAUCCUUGACACCCUGUGACUUCUACUUUUUAUGACAGUACGUCACAACAUGGCAAUUUUAGCGCAUUGUGAAACCGUUUAUAUUGGCAAUGCCAAAAUUGUUGUCUAUCUCUGUGGCACAGUAGAUGUUGCCUCGGUUAACUAACCAGCAGGUCCCAAGAUUGAAUACUGCAGGGACUUUUAUUUUCGUCUACAGCGGUAAAAUUUAAAAAGUAGAUUUUUUCCCGGGAUAUUAAAAUUUUUUUGGGGUCAUUUUUAAGUCCACACACAUGCUAAAAAUCCAUAUCUUUAAGUAAUUAGAAGAAUGGGCUUGUAUGCAUAACUUUUCCCCAGAGGACUCUUAAAGAAGUAUUGGGAGAAACUCUUUAACGUAGAUGUAGCAAACUAUGACUGAUUUUAUCAUUGUGGCGAGUAAAUUAGGGUAACAUACCAUGACAUUAAUGUCAACAUUUGGGAUUAAGGUGGUGAUGCAAUGUCUAGCUGACGUCAUAUAUCCCAAAAUGUGUUCUGCAACGAUUUCAUCAUCAGUGAUGUCAGGUUUAUAGAUAACAAAUUAUGAUACUAAUUUUAUGAUGGGGGUUAUGGUAUUUAACCAAGGUCGUGAGUUACCAAUAAUGACAAUGGGGAUAAUGGCGUGUUGUUAUAUCAUGUGUUGCACAUCAUAACAAUAUUUAAUUGUUUGGGUAUUGGAAGGGAUGCAAAAUUGUAUACAACAAAAUGUGACAAUAAUUUCAUCAUAAAGGGUCAUAGUAAUGAAUCUAGGUUAUAUGAAACGGACAUUGGCAUUAAUUCAUCAUUAUGGCAUCGGAAGGGCUGCCAGAUCAUGGUAUUUAACCGUGAUAAUAAUGUCAUCACGGGAUAUUGGCAGUAAAGCACGGUUGUGUUGGAUAUAUCAUGACAUGUAAUAACCAGUGUUAUGACAACAGUUCAUCAUUGAGGGCGUCUGUUGUGAUGCUUGAUCACGUAUAACAAUUUAUGAAUAUAAUUUUAUCAUUCAAUUACCGGAGGCGUGUUCAACAGAGCGAGCGCUCGCCAAAAUUUCCUAUUCCCGCAGCGCAAAUUUUGGCGAGCGCUCGCAAGCGCUCUCUCUGCUGAACACGCUCUGAUAUGGUGCUAUGGACACGUGGUGUCUAAUUUGGUUGUGUCAGCGAGAUGCUUGCUAGUUUGUUAGAAACUGCGUUCACAAAUUAAGCAUGUAAUAAUCAGUUAAAUAGUAUUAGUGAGAUAGGGACGACUGAAUGAUAUAAAUUUGUUCUUGAUAGAUAGAGUUUAUGGCGAGAUUCCUGUUUAGUGGGAGUAUAGAAUGAGAUAUUUGUUAUUAUAAUAAUGGGUGUUUAGUUUGGAGUACUGAGAGAAAGUGCUUGAUAUAUAACCCAGGGUGAGAGACAUUAAAAAUCAUAUUACAAACACAGAGCGGUUCAGAAUUACGUAAAAUUGCGUUAGGAGUUUUGAGUGGAUAUGAAUUACAUGUAUAAGUAAAUUAUAUAAGUUAGGAGCAAUAGAUAUGUUACGUGAUAUUAAUGAGGAGUGUUGCCAGAGAUGCACUAUAUACUGUAAAUGAAAUAUUGAGAAACACCUGUUAUAUAAUGAUAAGAGUAUUGGUUAGAUAAGUGAUAGUUUAUUGUGCUUGAUAGUUUUUUUUAAAAAAUAGAAAAUUAAUUUUUUUUUAAAUUAUUUUGUGAAGUGAUACACUGUAUGACUCUUACAUUGUAAACUUUGUAGAACAACGGUGAAACUCUACAAAUUCAUACUGUAACUAUGCAUGAAAAAAUUAUUGAACUUUAUUUUAAAGGGGCAUGGUCACGAUUUUGGUCAAAUUCUAUUUUUAUGUUUUUACUAUUAACAAUGCUUUAGAAAUGCAUUUCUAAUGAUCAAAUAAAAUUUGAGUCACUUGUAGAGUUAUAAGCAAGAUACUGGGCUCACAAUUCUUUGUCAUGUAAACAAGGCUCGUGCCCUGUUUUUGUUUACAUAGGUUCAAUAUACCAGUAAAAAAUCUUUUUCCAGCUUAUUUAUCUAUCUUUUUAUUCAUUUUAAGCAUAGAUAAAUAGUUCCUAGCAUUUAAUACAUUCGUUUUAGGUUUAAAACUGAAAAUUUUACUUCAACGUUCAAAAUGUAAACAAACGCUUUGUUUACAUAACGAAGAAUUUCAAGCUCUGUAACUCGCUUAUAAGUCAACAAAUGACACUCAAACUUCGGUUGCCUAUUAAAAAUGCCUUUCGGAAGUAUUGUAGAUAUUAAAAUCGGAAAAAUAAUUUUUGACCAAAAUCGUGACCAUGCCCCUUUAAAGGGUAUUUGUGAAUACGCAAUCAGUGUAUGGAUUUAUUGACUAAUCUGUGGGAAAAAUAAUCAAGAAUAGUGAAAAUCGCAUUACGGAUGUGAAAGGGUGGUAAAUUUCUAAUGGGAGUGAGUAAGUUUUCCAGUUCAGAUUACUCAUUUAGAUUAGGAUACUGGCGUUGCGUCGAGUGACUUAAAUACUUGUAAACAUUUACUUAGUGCAUGUUUGUACAUCCCUGUUUUGUUUUGUUUAUGUUGGGAUUACAAUGUAUAUCACUGAACAUUUGUAUCAAGCCCGUGCCAAAGAUGUCAAAAUAUGUACAUUCAUUCACAAUAAAGUUGAAAAACAUAAAA